AUGUUUCUUGGGUAUGCAUACCCUGCAUUUGAGUGUUAUAAAAUUGUGGAGAAGAACAGAGUUGAGAUUGAAGAACUCCGGUUUUGGUGUCAAUACUGGAUUAUUGUGGCCAUGCUUACAGUUCUAGAGAGGAUUGGAGACGUUUUCGUUUCAUGGUUGCCCAUGUAUGGUGAGGCGAAGGUGGCCCUUUUUAUCUACCUCUGGUAUCCAAAGACCAGGGGAACUGGGUUUGUGUAUCAGACACUGUUGAGGCCAUAUGUAGCAAAGCAUGAAACAGACAUAGACAGGAAACUGCUGGAGCUGAGAGCAAGGGCCUGGGAUUUGGCGGUUUUCUACUGGCAAAACUGCGCCCAAAUGGGCCAUUCAGCUUUCUUCCAAGCCCUUCAAUACUUGGCUUCACAGUCCUCAAAGUUCACCAAAACCCCCGCCAAAGAGCGGACGGUCGACGAUGAUCAGCAGAACCCACCGCCACCUUCAAACGCACCGCUUCGCAAACCCAGUGGGAAGAACAAGUGGCCGCCGCCGUCAUCUCCGCCAGGAUCACCUAAUGGCACAACCACAACCGCCAAUGGCACAAUCACAACCGUCAAUCGUUUCAUGUCCGAGACUCCGAGAUCCCCCAAGGUGCAGGUUCAGGCCAAACAUCAAACAGAAGGCGGGCAGGUUAACGAGCUGUCCGAAAAGCUCAGGCUCAGGCGUUCCAAGCCAAUCCAAUGA
This is a messenger RNA of Prunus armeniaca (apricot), 717 nucleotides long. NCBI's taxonomy places the organism in Eukaryota, Viridiplantae, Streptophyta, Magnoliopsida, Rosales, Rosaceae. The record is from the annotation of a GenBank genome assembly.